Thelazia callipaeda (thelaziosis nematode) is the source of this 1554-nucleotide messenger RNA. NCBI's taxonomy places the organism in Eukaryota, Metazoa, Nematoda, Chromadorea, Rhabditida, Thelaziidae. The record is from the annotation of a GenBank genome assembly.
GUUUCUUGGACAUCCCAUCAAAGACGCUGUAGUCACAGUCCCUGCUUAUUUUAAUGAUUCCCAGCGUCAGGCAACAAAGGAUUCAGGUGCCAUUGCGGGUCUGAACGUGUUGCGUAUUAUUAAUGAACCUACAGCAGCAGCAAUUGCCUAUGGUUUAGAUAAAAAGGGACAUGGUGAACGAAAUGUUCUAAUUUUCGAUCUGGGAGGUGGCACGUUCGAUGUAUCUAUACUAACUAUUGAGGAUGGAAUCUUUGAAGUGAAAUCAACUGCUGGAGACACUCAUCUUGGGGGCGAAGAUUUCGACAAUCGUAUGGUGAACCACUUUGUCGCAGAAUUUAAACGUAAACAUAAGAAGGACUUGGCCUCGAAUCCUCGUGCCCUUCGGCGGUUGCGUACUGCAUGUGAAAGAGCAAAACGGACGUUGUCCAGCUCGUCACAAGCAAGUAUCGAGAUCGAUUCACUGUUCGAGGGUAUCGACUUCUACACAAGUAUUACUCGUGCCCGUUUUGAAGAGCUCUGCGCAGAUUUGUUCCGCUCAACAAUGGAUCCAGUAGAAAAAGCUUUGCGUGAUGCAAAAAUGGAUAAGGCUCAAGUGCACGACAUUGUUCUAGUUGGUGGCUCUACUCGUAUUCCUAAAGUGCAGAAGUUACUUUCCGACUUUUUCUCUGGCAAAGAGUUGAAUAAGAGUAUUAAUCCCGAUGAAGCUGUUGCAUAUGGGGCAUCAGUUCAGGCAGCUAUUUUAUCUGGAGAUAAGUCUGAAGCUGUGCAGGAUCUUCUACUUCUAGAUGUCGCUCCUCUCUCCUUGGGAAUUGAAACUGCUGGCGGUGUAAUGACUGCCCUCAUUAAGCGUAAUACUACCAUCCCAACUAAAACGUCCCAAACCUUCACUACGUAUUCCGACAACCAGCCUGGUGUGUUGAUUCAGGUUUAUGAAGGUGAGCGAGCAAUGACUAAAGACAAUAAUCUGCUUGGUAAAUUCGAGUUGUCUGGAAUCCCACCUGCUCCCCGAGGUGUCCCUCAAAUUGAAGUAACGUUUGAUAUUGAUGCGAACGGUAUCCUGAAUGUAUCUGCUCAAGACAAAUCAACUGGCAAACAGAACAAGAUUACCAUUACGAAUGAUAAGGGCAGGCUGUCGAAGGAUGAAAUCGAGAGGAUGGUACAGGAAGCUGAGAAGUAUAAAGCAGAUGAUGAGGCCCAGAAAGAGCGUAUUUCAGCGAAGAACGCUCUUGAGUCGUAUGCAUUCAAUAUGAAACAAACCAUAGAGGAUGAGAAGCUCAAGGAUAAGAUUUCGGAGGAGGAUAAGAAAAAGAUUCAGGAUAAGUGUGAUGAGACCAUCAGGUGGCUGGAUGGCAAUCAAACGGCUGAGAAGGAAGAGUUCGAGCACCAUCAGAAAGAGUUAGAGGCUGUUUGCAAUCCAAUUGUAACCAGACUGUAUCAGAGUGGUGCAGGAAUGCCGGGAGGGAUGCCGGGUGGCAUGCCUGGCGGAACCCCAGGUGGUGGUGCUAAUAGUGGUGGGUCAGGAGGCGGGCCCACAAUUGAAGAAGUGGAUUAGGU